This is a messenger RNA of Pimephales promelas (fathead minnow), 3062 nucleotides long. RefSeq names its product Y+L amino acid transporter 2. Gene Ontology annotation, biological process: amino acid transmembrane transport. NCBI's taxonomy places the organism in Eukaryota, Metazoa, Chordata, Actinopteri, Cypriniformes, Leuciscidae. The record is from RefSeq and is a predicted model, not a curated record. Gene Ontology annotation, cellular component: membrane. Gene Ontology annotation, molecular function: L-amino acid transmembrane transporter activity.
UUUCUCUCUCUCUCGCUCAGUACAAACCUCCUAAAAUAGCCAGGGCAACUCAAGAACCCAUCUUGCCUCCGGUGGAAAAAUACAUCAUGGUCUCUCUCUGCGGUCUGGGAUUGCGACAGCACUUAUCCUGUUGACCCUGAUAGUCUAGUUUUCUUCAUUCUGACCAGGAUCACCACCACUCUGGAAACUUGCAUAACUCAUCUGUACGCUCUUCCUCUUCACAAUCCAAUUGUAUGAUUGGAUGGUUGUUUUCCCCCACAGCAUUCCUUCUAACAUGAUUAAAGUGAUUACGGCUGUGAUGCCUGUUGACCUUUGUUUCCUCCAGCAUGAAGAAACUGAUGGAACUGUGUCCGGGGUCUCGGGGAGACCUGGACCAGAAAAAACCUGCUGGAGCCAGCAAUGGUCCAGACCUACAGGAGGACAAGAUGAUCAUGAGGAGAGAGAUCUCUCUCACCAAUGGCAUCUGCUUAAUUGUGGGCAACAUGAUAGGCUCUGGCAUUUUCGUGUCGCCCAAGGGUGUGUUGAUGUAUAGCGCUUCCUAUGGCCUUUCGCUGGUCAUCUGGACUCUCGGUGGCGUAUUUUCCGUGUUUGGCGCGCUGUGUUACGCAGAACUUGGAACCACUAUUACGAAGUCUGGCGCUAGUUACGCGUACAUCCUGGAGGCCUUUGGGGGUUUCCUUGCUUUCAUCCGCCUGUGGACGUCAAUCCUGCUGGUGGAGCCAGCCAGUCAGGCUAUCAUCUCGCUGACGUUUGCCAAUUACCUGGUGGAAGCGUUCUACCCCACCUGUCAGCCUCCAUACGACGCUGUGAGACUCAUAGCAGCGGCUUGUCUCUGUAUUUUGAUCUUCAUAAACUGUGCUUAUGUAAAGUGGGGAACUUUGGUUCAAGAUGUUUUCACCUACACCAAGAUCAUGUCUCUGCUCCUCGUCAUCACAAUGGGCAUCAUCAAGAUAAUUAACGGAGAGACAAGGAACUUUGAUAAUCCAUUUGAGGGUUCCUCCACGGAGGCGGGCAGCAUCGCCCUCGCUCUUUAUUCGGCUCUGUUCUCCUACUCUGGCUGGGACACGCUCAACUUUGUUACUGAGGAGAUCAAGAACCCUGAGAGGAACCUUCCCAUCGCUAUAGCCGUCUCCAUGCCAAUAGUGACCAUCAUCUACCUGCUGACCAACAUCGCCUACUACGUAGUUCUGGACAUGCCAUCUUUCAUGGGUAGUGAUGCAGUGGCUGUAACAUUUGGGAAUCAGGUGCUAGGUCCCGUUAGCUGGAUCGUUCCCAUUGCUGUGGCCAUGUCUUGCUAUGGAGGACUCAAUGCCUCCAUCAUUGCCGCCUCCAGAUUGUUUUUUGUGGGGGCGAGAGAAGGCCACCUUCCCAUCAGCUUGAGUCUGAUCCACGCUGAGCGCUACACUCCCGUACCUGCACUCCUCUUUAAUGGCGUGAUGGGUCUGAUCUUCCUGUGUGUGGAGGAUGUGUUUCAACUCAUCAACUACUUCAGCUUCAGUUACUGGCUGUAUGUGGGUCUGUCCGUGGCCGGACUCAUUUACCUGCGCUUCACUCAGCCUGACAGACACAGACCGGUCAAGCUCUCAUUGUUCUUUCCCUUCGUCUACUGCCUGUGCAGUGUGUUCCUCGUGAUUGUGCCUCUGUACAGCGACACCAUUAACUCCCUCAUAGGAGUUUCCAUCGCACUGUCUGGAGUGCCUGUUUAUUACCUGUGUAUCUACUUGCCCACAGAGAAAAGGCCAAAAUGGAUCAGUAAACUCAAUGAUUCGUUCACCAAGUAUGCUCAGAUCAUGUGCUACUGCUGCUUAACCGACUUGGAUAUGGAGCCAGAGAAGUUGGCAGAACCGAAGACUCAAUAACUGUAUCUCAAGAGGAUGUGCCUGGAGCAUGGAUUCAUUCUCUGCAUCACAGGGAGAAAAAAACGAUUUGUCAAAAGCAAAUACUUCAUGGAUUUAUAAAACUUCUAGUACUCAUAGAGAUCAAAUUCCAUCGAUAUCUCAGAGAUAUCUCUUUUGCUCGGUGUAACUGAAAAGCACAAUACUGUGUGAUUUAUUCUAUUUCAGUGUUUCUUCAAGGAUCACUAAUAACUGCGAAUCAAAAUGAAUUAUGUCUGCCAUUCUGUCAAGGUCUGAGUGAAGCUCCUCGCUGACUGAAGAGGAUUGUGCCUGAUACUGGGAGACAUUGGAACUGCUUUUGAUUUGAGUCUUGAACAGAAAAAUAGGAGAAAGAGCUUGAAUAUGCAGACAAACUGGACAAAUGGAUAGUUAACUUACCUAAACUUUUGAGACGACAGACUGGUGGGACUUUCUUUAAAUAAAAACGCACAUUACUUUGCGUACAAAACGGAAGAAUUUUCAAAUGAUUUUCUCCAUUUGAUUUCAGUGCGCUUUUGAUAACUACACUGUCUGUAUUUGAUGUCCCUUGGAAGUAUCACUUAGACAAGACUGAACAUGUCCUGAGGUUGAGGUUUCGCGUAAUUUAUGAGCUCACGAUCAGCUUUCAUCUGCUUUUCUGCAUUACAGGUUUCAUUUGAAACCUGAAAUGUUGUAAUGUCAGGAUGAUUUUGAAAACGUUGUGCUCGACACACCAUGACUUUGUGAAUUUUCCAGAUGGCUAAAGCUAAAAAUAGAGAAAACCAUGGCAGCACGGGAGCUCCAGUGUCAGAUGUCAGGGUGGUGAUUGUGAGAGAUGAGUUUAGCCUCUGACGCACACAAUACAGAAUAUGAGACAAUCCAAACCUUUUAAUAAAUUGUCUCACUUCCAUCUGUCUCACACUUCUGUCAGUGCAAGUUCGACUUUCAUCCAUUUAGAUUAUCCACGCUUUUCAAUGCCUUUAGAAUUUCACCUCAAGAUAAUUUCAAACAGUUUUGUCAUUUUAAUCACAGAUGUGAUAAUGUGGAAAAAUCCCCCUCACAGUGACUGUUUUAUACUGCUGAAUUCAGAAUUUGCACUGAUUAGCCAACACAACACAUUUUGUCGUUGACUUGUCUUAUGCCUAGGCUUUGCCAAUCCCAUAAAAUCAUUACAAAUCUAAUAAACUUGGGUACGGUAUUUAUGAAGGC